Messenger RNA from Adineta steineri, 723 nucleotides. The record is from the annotation of a GenBank genome assembly. Lineage: Eukaryota; Metazoa; Rotifera; Eurotatoria; Adinetida; Adinetidae.
AUGAUUUUGUGUUCUGCUAUACCUAUAGCUCUUGCGAUUUAUACUGCAAUCGGGUCUCAACAACAAAAACAACAAGCUGAAAGAACACGACAGUUUGAUUUGGAACAAUCGAGAGAAUCAAGACAACAAACACUUUAUGACGAAUUCAUAAAUAAUAUUUUCAAAUUGGAUAGUUAUGGUUAUCUUAAGGAGAGAAAAAAUCCAUGGGCAUUUGCAAAUGCAUAUUAUCGUGCUGCUCAUCGUCAAUGGGAUACUAUACGUAAAGCACAUGUUUUACAAUUUCUUAAAGAAAAACAAUUAAUUGGUAGAAAUAAUUGUUCUAAUGGAUGUAGAACAACAAAAUUAGAUGAUAUAAUUCGUUUAAAUGAGUUAAACUUUGAUAAUGUACAUCUAGCAAGUGAAACUGGUGUAUUAAAUAAGUUGAAUUUACAAUGCAUUUCUUUUGAUCAAGUAUCAAUGUCAAAUGCAGUAUUUUCAUUUGCUAGUUUAAAUGGUGUAUCAUUUGAUGGAGGACGAUUGGACAACGUUAAGUUUGAUGGUUCAUCUUUACUUUGUGCUAGUUUUAAUGGUACCAAUCUAACAGGUGCACACUUUUCAAACAGUGAUAUGACAGGAGCUAAAAUAACAGAAGAUCAAAUAAAACACGCAUAUUUUUAUAAUGUAAUUAUGCCAAACGGAAAGAAGAGUGAAAUUACAUCCUCAACGACAACAAAAACCCUAUAG